AUGCUAGUGCCAGAGUCUGAGUCUGAGUCUGAGCUCUAUUCUCAGCUCUCUGGGGAAGAUGACAGCUUACUGAAUGCAAACACAGAUCAGAAAAUAAGUGGAAAAGCGUGGGGACGAGUGAAGAAUGUUUUCACGAGAAGACGUAAAUAUCCCGUCAGUAUAUUUUUCAUCCUUGGAAAUGAAUUCUGUGAGAGAUUUUCCUACUACGGAAUGAGAGCCAUUCUGGUCCUGUACCUGACACGAUGGCUCAAGUUCACAGACGAUCAUGCUACAGCGACAUUCCAUACCUUUGUGAUGCUCUGCUACUUCAGUCCGCUCUUUGGAGCCAUCAUUGCUGAUGGUUUUCUUGGGAGGCUCAAAACCAUUUUGUAUGUUUCAAUAAUCUAUGCCAUUGGAAACCUAGUGAUGGCUCUCACUGCGCUUCCUCCACCUGAAAUUAUUGGUCCUAUGAUAGGGUUGAUUCUGAUAGGACUUGGUACAGGUGGAAUUAAGCCAUGUGUGUCAGCAUUUGGUGCAGACCAGUUCAGACCUGAUCAGGAAAAGGAAAGGAACACCUUUUUCUCUGCUUUCUACUUCAUGAUUAACCUGGGCAGUAUGCUGUCAAUCUUCCUUACACCAGUACUACGAGCUGAUGUCCAGUGUUUUGGGGGAGAGUGUUAUCCUUUAGCUUUUGGUGUACCAGCAAUACUUAUGUUUAUUGCUACAAUUAUCUUCAUUGCUGGGAAAAGUCAGUACAAGAUUACACCUCCGGCUGGUAAUUUAGUAGGAAGAGUCUACAAUUGUAUCAAGGCAGGAAUUGUGGGUAAAGUAAAAAGUAGAAGAACUAAGGUGAAAAUGCAACAUUGGCUUGACUAUGCAGAGGAAAAAUUUGAGCCUGAUUUCAUUGAAGAGGUGAAGGAUCUGCUAAAAGUGCUGACUUUAUUUCUACCACUACCUUUGUUCUGGGCUCUGUCAGAUCAACAGGGAUCAAGAUGGACUCUUCAAGCUGCUCAGAUGGAUGGUGAUGUGGGCGUACUUGGUAGAGUGAAACCAGACCAGGUGAUGGCUUUAAACCCCCUUCUUAUCAUCAUCUUGAUUCCUCUGUUUGAACAAGUGGUAUAUCCACUGUGUGACAAAUGCAAAAUUCUGCGAAGUCCCCUGCAAAGGAUGGUGUCCGGAAUGUUCCUAACAGGUGUGGCUUUCGUGGUAGCUGCACUUGUGCAAAUGAAGCUCGACGUGCAGAAAGAAGUUCCACUCUCCUUAUCAGAGAGCGGUGUGACAUUCAUCAACACUUAUCCUUGUCCAGUAUCAUUGUCCUCAUCUAUCUACUCAGGGCAUCUAUCAUUUACACAGGAAUCUGACUAUUUGAGAGUACCAACAGGGUCCAAUGCCAUCUCUGUUACUGCCAACUGUACUGGAGAGACGAUAAAAAAAGAUGUUCAACUUGAUACAAGUUCUGCUUAUAGAAUUUUCAUCUUAAAAUCUGCAGACAAAAGAAAUUUAGAUAUAAACAGGGCAGAAGACCAGAGGAGCAAACCAAGGGAAGGUAACUCUCUUAUCAGUUUUAUAAUGUCAAUGGACACACGAACAGAGAUGACGGUUAAGCUUGUGCAGCAUUCCCACUUCAAGGACAAUCUUAAUCCUGGGUCUCCAGGGAUCAUUUUUCCUGUCUCCAGCUCUGAACCAUCAGUCUAUAAGGAGGUGUACCCUGGAUUAUACGAUAUAUGGCAGCAGAUCCAAGCAGAUGUAAACUCCAGUGAUUCCUGGCAGCUAACUAAUGCUAGUAUGAAUGUAGGCACAGGAGCCUCAUACACAGUUCUAUUGUAUACCAACAAUACUGACACGAUCCACACUGUGGUAUAUAGCAGUGUUACAGCCAAUACAGUGUCUCUCUUGUGGAUGGUUCCCCAGUACGUGAUUAUCACCGUUGGAGAAAUCCUUUUUUCUGUUUCUGGACUUGCCUUUGCAUACUCAGAGGCUCCGAAAUCCAUGAAGUCUGUUGUACAGGCAGCCUGGCUACUUACGACAGCAGUUGGUGAUCUCAUUGUAGUAAUAGUGGCCGAGGCACAGCUCCUACCUAGCCAGACUGCUGAAUUCUUCUUUUUUGCUGCAUUAAUGACAUUUGUGUCCCUCAUAUUCAUGCUUAUGUCGUAUUUCUACAAAUACAGUAAUAUUGCAUCAAAUGAAAGUGAUAAUGAUACUGCAGGGCUCAUCACCAAGGGAGAUCACUCACCAGAUAUACCCAUGGAACAUGUACACUCAAGCUAA
Molecule: messenger RNA, 2247 nt
Organism: Ylistrum balloti
Lineage: Eukaryota; Metazoa; Mollusca; Bivalvia; Pectinida; Pectinidae
Product: solute carrier family 15 member 1-like
Exons: 23
Coding region: 1-2247 (748 amino acids)
Biological process (GO): oligopeptide transport; transmembrane transport
Cellular component (GO): membrane
Molecular function (GO): dipeptide transmembrane transporter activity
Source: RefSeq, a predicted model, not a curated record